Messenger RNA from Solanum tuberosum (potato), 1922 nucleotides. RefSeq lists its product as uncharacterized. Bases 194 to 1516 code for a protein of 440 amino acids. NCBI's taxonomy places the organism in Eukaryota, Viridiplantae, Streptophyta, Magnoliopsida, Solanales, Solanaceae. The transcript is spliced from 10 exons. The record is from RefSeq and is a predicted model, not a curated record.
UCUCCCAAAUCUAAUUUUGUUUCUUUUUAUUUUUUUUCUCGUCGGAGUUGUCCGGCGGCCAAAACGGAAUAGUCCAUUCAUCGGUGAAGCGCACGUAGAUUCUCGACUCAAUUCGUCCCGGCGCCAGUUUACGCUGCUCAACAAGAGGUUGUCUGGUUUGGAAACCAUAGCAAUUAGCAGUGAGAAGGGAAGGAUGUUGAAGUCUCUCAAUGAGGAGCUGCUUCUAUUAUCAAGGCCAAUAAGGGAAUCACUCUCCAAGGCACCUUAUACUCCUCCAGAGGGUUCCAGUGUCUCUAUCAAAUCCAUGCUACUGUCUCUUCUUUCCGACUCCCAACUCGAAAUAAGGGAUUUUAGCUUAUGCUGUGCUGCAUUGGCGUCUGCCUCCGAAUCCACCUACAAUCAACUCUUUUGGGUUCCCAAUUUGCUAUCUCUUGCUGCUGCCUCUGCCUUCAAAGACCUAUCUAAAGCUUAUGCUACCAUGGCUGCUGGGAAUCAUGACUUGAUCAAAUUUGGCGAGCUGGAUCUUGAUUUUAAGUCUCUCCCAAAUGAUAAAAUCUUGGCCAUUCACUUAAUCCCUCAACUCUUGCCUUUGCUAAAAGACACGAUUAAAGAGAGUGCCAUUGAUAAAUCAAUUGAUGGUCAUGAGAUAUCAGCUGCAAGCGCUAGUGUUCCUGUAGCAUACGCCAUUAUUGCUGCUUAUCAGUUUAGAUGGUUCAUUUCUCAGGUGGAUUAUCCUCACCUUGGAAAAGUGUGCUCUUUGGUAAUUCCAUGUGCCCUAACAGCUCUUGAUCACUGGUCAUCUGAAGUAAAGGGACAGGGCAUGAUUAGCUUAAUAUAUCUGGCGAAAAAUGUCAAUGCGGCUGAGAUUGGUUGGUAUGAAGAUGUAAUUCUUGAUGCUUGCUGCCAAAAUAUUGCUUCCGAUGAUGAGAUAUGGGAGCGUGUGGUUCAAAUGUCUGUACUUAUGGUGACCUUCACCCAGAAAAGUAAUCCUCGAAGCAUAUGGUAUGAAAAAUUGUUGAAUGAGAUGUUGAGUCACCUGGAAAGGCAACCAAGAAACAAGGAGCGACGUGUUGCAUGGCUACAACAUAUUGAGCCACUGUUCAAUGGUCUUGGUCUUAUACUGCUAUCUCAUUUCAGGCGACUUUUCCCUCUGUUCUUCCGGUGGAUGCAUGCAGAUGAUGACAGAACUGUUCUACUGGUUCUUGAACGGAUCAAGACAAUUGUAAAGUUGACAUGGAUAAGGAAUUCUCCAUACAUUGAAAGGUUGGUGGAUGAACUUGUUAGUCUAUUCAAGGAAGCAGCGCUGAAAAUUGCACGUGAAGAAAUCAGACAACUUGUUCUUCAGACUAUAAUUUUGAUCCAACAAUCCAAGGGCUCGCAGUUCAAAGCCGCUUGGGACAAGCACAAGGAUGAUCCUGACUUGACAAUUUUUCAUCAUUCCCUUAUUGAACAACAGCCUGCAAUGGUUGUUCGAUUGGGGAACCUUGAUGUAACCGAUAAAGUUGUUGCCAUGUGACAAGGAGGUUAUAGGUUCGAGCUGUGGGAACAACCUCUUGGCGGAAAUGCAGGGUAAGACUGCGUACAAAUAGAUCCUUAUAGUCUGGCCUUUUUCCAGAUCCCUUGCAUAGUGAAAGCUUAGUGCACCGGGUUGCCAUUCCUUUCAAUUGCUGAGACUUGUUAUGCUUUUCAACGAUUCAUCAAACGAAGGGAUUGAGAGUAAUUGGGCUCAGCAUUAAUGUAAAUAGUCGCCCAUAGGCAUACUUUCAAGUUUAAGAUAUAAUACCGUUACAAUACCGUAUUUCGUAUGGAGAUGUAUUUAUUUUAGUAUGAUUUCUCAUAUAAUACUAAAGCUCAUCGUAUCGUAUUGUAAGUUGUACGUUAAGUAGAUGAAAAUAAAUUAAUGUUUAUUUCUCUUUGAAAAA